This is a messenger RNA of Hemicordylus capensis (graceful crag lizard), 952 nucleotides long. RefSeq names its product guanylate kinase 1 (gene GUK1). Gene Ontology annotation, cellular component: cytosol. Gene Ontology annotation, molecular function: GMP kinase activity. Lineage: Eukaryota; Metazoa; Chordata; Lepidosauria; Squamata; Cordylidae. The transcript has 8 exons. Gene Ontology annotation, biological process: purine nucleotide metabolic process. Bases 151 to 786 code for a protein of 211 amino acids. The record is from RefSeq and is a predicted model, not a curated record.
GCCUUCAUAGAAGAGGUCGCGGAACGAUGACGUGACCGAGCUCCCGGUGAGAGGGAGGGCCUUGCUGCUGCGGGCGGCAACAGGGCCUGUGGCCCCAGCCCGCCCCUCUGAGUCACACCGUUCCGGGAAGCGGCUGCGGCUCCUUUCCUCAUGAUCUGGCGGCGCUUUCUGUGCAGCGCGCUAAGAAUUAUGACGGGACCAAGGCCGGUUGUCCUGAGUGGCCCUUCUGGGGCAGGGAAGAGCACUUUGCUGAAGAAGCUGCUGAAGGAUUAUGAGAACGUUUUUGGCUUCAGCGUCUCCCAUACCACAAGGCAACCAAGACCUGGAGAGGUGAACGGUAAAGACUACCAUUAUGUGACCAGAGAAGAGAUGCAGAAGGGAAUCGAUGCUGGAGAAUUCAUCGAACAUGCAGAAUUUUCUGGGAAUAUGUAUGGGACAAGUAAAGCUGCCAUACAGGCUGUCCAAGCCCAGAACCAGAUCUGCAUUCUAGAUGUCGAUUUGCAGGGCGUGAAGAACAUCAAGAAAACCGACCUGGAUCCCAUCUACAUCUCAGUCCAGCCUCCAUCCAUAGAAACCUUGGAAAAACGGUUACGAGACAGACAGACUGAAACGGAGGAGAGUCUACAGAAGCGGCUGAAUGCAGCUUGCAUCGAUAUGGAACUUAGUAAAGAGCCCGGCCUCUUCAACUUGAUCAUUGUCAACAAUGACCUGGAAGAAGCAUAUUCCGAACUGAAGGAGGUCCUGGCAGAGGAAAUCGAGAAGGCACAGGGGUCCAAGAAGUCCUGAGUCUCCCGGGCGUAGACGCUCCAACCUUGCACAGCAUUCCAGAGGCGUGUUUGCUGCUGCUUAUUCCGUGCUAUAGAGACACAGACACACACAUUCCCUCUCAGCUUGAUUCCUGACAGAUUUCUUCUAGGGCACUUUUGAUUAAAGAAGGAAAUACCAAAUCCUA